Molecule: messenger RNA, 1068 nt
Organism: Thamnophis elegans (Western terrestrial garter snake)
Lineage: Eukaryota; Metazoa; Chordata; Lepidosauria; Squamata; Natricidae
Product: UDP-GlcNAc:betaGal beta-1,3-N-acetylglucosaminyltransferase 7-like
Exons: 3
Coding region: 2-1033 (343 amino acids)
Cellular component (GO): membrane
Molecular function (GO): protein N-acetylglucosaminyltransferase activity
Source: RefSeq, a predicted model, not a curated record
GAUGGCUCUCGGGAGGAGCUGCAGGAGGCUGAUGCCCAGGAGGCUCAGCCGUGUCUCCAUCCGGUGGGUGACGCUGGGCCUGGCAGCCGUCCUCCUGCUCACCUCCGCCCUGAGGAAGAUGCAGGCCCUCCCGGCAACGCCUGAGCCCGUCCCAGUUCUGGCCGACGACACCUUCACCUUCUACCUCAACCACAGCAUCUACCGAAUCCUCUACCCUCACCUGCAGCUCUACCGGUGCCGGGAGGUGAUUGCCCCGGACGGCUUGUGCCAGGGACCCUCCCAUCUCCCCCUGUUGCUCCUGGCUAUCAAAUCCCAUCCGGCUUCCAGCGGCGGGAGGGCCACCCUGAGACGCACCUGGGCCCAGGCGGCGGAGGUGGGGGGCUUCCGGCUGCAGACCCUUUUCCUCCUGGGGACCGUGUCUAACCAGAAGCAGCUGGAUCUGGUGGCGCAGGAGAGCCGCGUCUUUGGCGACAUCCUGAUGUGGGAUUUCGUGGAGUCCCAUAGCAACCUGCCCCUCAAGGAGCGCUGCUUCCUCCAGUGGGUGCACGGGCACUGCCAGCGGGCGGCCUUCGUCUUCAAAGGGGAGGACGACGUUUUUGUGAAUCCUGUGGCCCUGACGAAGUUCCUCGGGGAGACGCCCGACGCGUCCCGCUUCAUCCACGGCCACAUCCGCUACCACCCUGCCGUGAAGAGGAUCGGGCGGGACGCCAUUCCCUUCCCGCUCUUCCCCCUGGCCCACUACCCCCACUUCGCCUUGGAAAAGGGCUUCCUGGUGCCCGGCGCUGCCCUGCCUGCCCUCUACCAGGCCUCCCUCCGGCUGCCCACCUUCCCUCUCAGCGACGCCUACUGGGGUUUCCUGGCCUUGGCCGCCCAGCUGCCCCAUAAGCACAGCGGAGACUUCCGGGCCUGGGAGAAGAUGCAGGACCACCUCACCGUCUACCAGAAGUCCCUGGUGAUCUACGGGGUCCCCGUGGAGAGGAUGACGGAAGUCUGGCAGGAGCUCAGGGACUCCGCGCGAGACUGGCCCAAGUGAACACAGGAGCCGCUGUGCCCAAGCCACGCCGUCCU